This is a messenger RNA of Schistosoma mattheei, 576 nucleotides long. The record is from the annotation of a GenBank genome assembly. Lineage: Eukaryota; Metazoa; Platyhelminthes; Trematoda; Strigeidida; Schistosomatidae.
AUGCUUUCCUUCUGUCUACCAGUCGAUUCGUCAAUGUGCUCGCAUAUUACUUCGAAGCAUCAUUUGCAUCUUCGUUGCCAUUACUACGGUGAUGAUGAUGAUGAUGAUGAUGAUGAUGAUGAUGAUGAUGAUGAUGAUGAUGAUGAUGAUGAUGAUGAUGAUGAUGAUGAUGAUGAUGAUGAUGAUGAUGAUGAUGAUGAUGAUGAUGAUGAUGAUGAUGAUGAUGAUGAUGAUGAUGAUGAUGAUGAUGAUGAUGAUGAUGAUGAUGAUGAUGAUGAUGAUGAUGAUGAUGAUGAUGAUGAUGAUGAUGAUGAUGAUGAUGAUGAUGAUGAUGAUGAUGAUGAUGAUGAUGAUGAUGAUGAUGAUGAUGAUGAUGAUGAUGAUGAUGAUGAUGAUGAUGAUGAUGAUGAUGAUGAUGAUGAUGAUGAUGAUGAUGAUGAUGAUGAUGAUGAUGAUGAUGAUGAUGAUGAUGAUGAUGAUGAUGAUGAUGAUGAUGAUGAUGAUGAUAAUGAUAAUGAUGAUGAUGUGGUUUAUGAAGUGUGCUGUGCUACUUCUUAUGCUGACAUACUCUCGUGA